Molecule: messenger RNA, 309 nt
Organism: Acaulospora morrowiae
Lineage: Eukaryota; Fungi; Glomeromycota; Glomeromycetes; Diversisporales; Acaulosporaceae
Source: the annotation of a GenBank genome assembly
AUGACGCUCUCCGUGAGAAUUGAUUUACACACGCUCUGUUCAUGCAAGUUUCCGUUCCCGUCACUUCGACUCUACUGUGAUGCCGCGUCAUCAAACUCGUUUCAUUACCAAAACACACUCGAUCCAACAUUCUUUCCAGCAUCUCCGAGGAAUGUGAAUGUACAUACGAACGUGGUCGCAGUUGAGAUCAAUGCUCUCGAUCUUCAACCCGGAUUUUCAAACGUAAGAUUACUGCGCGAAAAUGUGAUACGAACCUUGCGUCAAAUUGAUAACAACAAUUUCUAUAGUCGGAAAGGUAAGAAGACAUGA